UGUCGGUGAUAGAAAAUCAUACUGUGGGCGUCUUCGAAAUGCUAAGGAAUAUUUCUCCGUCGCUAUUGUCAUCAAGGGCACAUUUGGAUGUUGUAAAAUGAAAAUCUAAGCUCGUCAGAAGAAAUUAAAUAUGUUACUCUGUGACCAUGGGAGUGCUCGUUCCAACCCUGCCUCAUACUCUUCCACGUUCCCGGGGCCUUACUGGCUAGGCCCUGGUUUUGGACAUCUGAACUAAACGCUGUCUCCCCCCCUCUGUCCCUCUGGCCCUUUUCCCUGUGUGCGCCUGCUGCGCAAAGAUAAUGGACAGCCCCCCCAAACUGUCAGGGGAGACCCUCAUUGUGCACCACAUCCCCCUGUUGCACUGCCAGGUCCCGGGACGCCAGUGCUGCGGGUCCGUCAAGCGCCCCAACCCCUUCUGCCCGCCGGACACCUUGGGCCUGACCCGCACCGCCUCCCUGCCCGAGCAGGACGGACAGCGCAAGGAGGAGUUGGUGUACAGCAGCCUGGUGCAGACCUCCAGCAGCAGCUGCAGCUCCAGCGGGGCAGGUGAAGUGGCUGGGGGCGGGGGUGGGGCCGGGCGAGGAGGCGGGAGUGUGGCCAGCGAUGACUCCUCCUCCUUCACCUCGAACGCCUCCGAGGACCCCCCCGUCCCGCCCCCGCCGAAGUCCCGGGACAGGAGCAACCCCCUCCGCCACAACCCCUUCCUCCUCAACAGUGAGGAGGAAGAGGACAGCGAGGACCGGGAGGAUGACAACCUGAAUGGGUACCUGGAGGACCUGUCAUUCCACCUGCACGGGAACUCCAAUGACGCGCUUGUCCAGGGGGUGGGCGUCUCCCCCUUCCGGCUGCACCACCACGGGGGCGCUCCUGAACCUUUCCUCCUGCACGACAGCCUUGUACAGGCAUGGGGAGCUGGUGGUCGAAUGGGUGUGACAGAGGGCCAGGAGGGGGUGUCUGGGACCACCCCUCGGCUGGAGUGUCUGGGCCUGCCAGGGCUGGAGAGCCAGCGUCGCCAUGGCAGCAGUGGUUCCACCCUAUCCAUGGACUGCGGGGAGCAGGAUUGGGGUGAGGAGGAGGAUGACGAAGAUCACCCCAUGAGCAAUACCCGGAGCUCUCAGGCCUGCAGCUGCUGCUCCAGCUCGGAGCUGGCCCCGCCCCUGUCCCGGCCCUACUGCUGCGGCCUCUCUGAGCCCUUCUCCGAUGGCCAGCCUGGGUACACCAGCGACUCUUCCUGCAACAGCUCCGAUGGCGUGCUUGUCAACUUCAGCGCCAUCUACAACAAGAUGAACAACGCCGUCCCCGCCAAGCCACCCAACCUCAACAGCUCGGCCGACCAGUCCUGCACCUCCUCUGUCUCAGAGGCAGGGGGCGCCUUCUAUUUGGACCUGCAGUCCUCGCCGACCGAGCCCCAGUGCGGCGGGAACGCAGUGUCCUCGCAGGCCCGCACGGCGAACCCCACUUCCUGCGGCUGCCAGACGCCGCAGACCCUGGAUGCCAACUGCAACUCGUACCACGUCCCUUGCGAGGGCCUGUCUGUGUCGGGUGACCUCACUUCCUGCUUCCAGAGCCAGGCCCGGAUGGUGGUGGCCACGCAGAACUACUACAAGCUGGUGACCUGUGACCUUUCGGCCCAGUCCUCACCUAGUCCGCUCGGCUCGUCUGUCACCAGCUGCUCUGAAGAGCACAACCAGAGCAGCCCCAGCCAACCCACUGAAUACUACCUGUUCAGGCAGCCGCACAACGAGGAGGACGAGCUGUCCUUGCAGACGGAGUAUGAGAAUGAGGCAAAGCGGGAGGAGUCUGGGGGCGAAGGCUCCGCCCUGAAGGUGAUCGAGGGACAGGUGUAUGUAAACACCUCCCCCCCGGUGGGCAGCUGUGUGAGCGGGUGCGGCGCGGGCGGAGACAAAGGCCGACUCCGCUCGCGGAGCUACGACCGCAACCUGGACAAGUCCCCCUCCCCCCGGCUGGGCUCCCUGGAGCGCAUGCUCAGCUGCCCCGUCCGUCUGAGCGAGGGCGCCGCCCCUUGCCCCGCCCCACCCCCCCGCGUCACCUCUUUCGCCGAGAUCGCCCGCAGCAAGCGGAGGAACGGGAGCGUGGGGGCUGGCGCCGGCGUCGGGGGGUCGCCCUCUCUGAGGACCAGUGCGGAGGCGUCCUCACAGGAGUUCUCCCCCAUCCCCGAGCUGCUCCAGCUGGGCCACAGCAGCAGCCUCCCCCCCAUGCCCUUCACCCGCUGCUACAGCCAGGGCAGCUGUGACGCACCCGGGGGGGCCCCACCCAAAGACUCCCCAGGCAGGGGCCAGCAUGAGGCGCGCACCAAAGCCGAAGGGGGCUCCUCGUCAUCGUCGGAGGGUCGCCCUGCGUUGGUGCGCUACAGCAAGGACCAGCGCCCCACCACCCUGCCCAUCCAGCCCUUCACCUUCCAGCACCAGGUGGGGAAGCCACACAGCAAGCCGCUGCGCCCGCUGCUGAGCGAGUACGUGAGCCAGAUGCAGGGGCGGGCCAACGGAGCCCCGCCGGCGCAGGAAUGCCCUGAGGGACCUGCCGAGGAGCGCCGGUGCCGACGGACAGCCGCCCCGGGCUCCGUCCGCCCCUCCCCGCUGGGCAGCUAUUCCCCUGUGCGCCAGCAGGGGGAGACCAGCUCCGGGGCUUGCUCCACCUGCAGCCCCAGCCCUGACCGAGCCCGUGGCGGCGGCCCCCAGCCCCCGCGGAGCCUCUCCUGCCCUCUCUCGGCUGGUCUCCUCCCUGUACGACCCUCCCAAGGGGCUUCCCUGCAGCCUGGCCAGGCCCCUGAGCCCAAGCAGAAGCCGGUGCCCCUGCCCCCGACUCCACCCCCACACUCUGCUGCCCAGGCUGCCGUUCCAGCUCGCUGUCUCCAUCAUGGCUUUGUGCCCGCUGCAGAGUACAGCCCCCUGGGCCACGUGGAGCACGCCCAGCACUGUGGUGGCACUGAUGGAGUCUGCGCCACCUUGGGUAGCUGUUCAGGACCCCGGGCAGCCAAUGUGCACCACCUCUCCCCGCAGGCCCUAAAAUGGAGGGAGUACCGUCGUAAGAACCCUCUUGGGGGGGGCAGCUCCACGCCCCUGUCUGGCAGCCUGGACACUAAGAGGGGCGAGGGCCAGCUCACCCGCCGCAAUAUCUUCGAUUUCCCAGCAUCCUCCAGCCACGUCCACAGCCGCCACAAUGGUCAGUCCUCCAAACAGUUGCAGCACUACUACAGUGACAUUUUCCCGGACUACUUCUCCCUGACCGAGAGACCACCUGAGGAGUUCUGUCUGUCUCCCGAUGCCUCCUCUGAAUCUCUGUCCAUCGACCUGCUGCAGAAGAAAGGUCUGGUGAAAGCUAUCAACACUGCGGUGGAUUUGAUAGUGGCUCAUUUUGGCACCAGCCGGGAUCCUGGAGUGAAGGCCAAACUGGGGAACAGUUCAGUUAGCCCUAACGUGGGACACCUGAUUCUCAAGUACCUGUGCCCUGCCAUCCGGGACAUCUUGCAGGAUGGCUUGCGGGGGUACGUCCUGGACCUGAUCAUUGGGCAGCGCCGGAACGUGCCCUGGAGCGUAGUGGAGGCCUCCACGCAGCUGGGUCCAUCUACCCGUGUGCUCCACGGCCUGUUCUCCAAGGUUAGCCAGUACUCGGAGCUCACCAGUCACAGCAUGAGACUCAACGCUUUCAUUUUUGGCCUGCUAAACUUGCAGUCUUUGGAGUUUUGGUUCAACCACCUUUAUAAUCAUGAAGACAUUGUGUCGGCCCACUACCACCCCUGGGGCUUCCUGCUGCUGUCUCAUGGGGCCUGCCAGACGCUUUUUGAGGAGCUGCUCCUGCUGCUGCAGCCCCUGUCCUUGCUGCCCUUCCACCUCGACUUGCUCUUCGAACCCGGGCUACUCCAGAGGGGCCAGGAGCACUUGCGCCGCAAAGAGCAGCUGUGCUCCACCGGACAGGGGUUGGAACAGUCCGCCCGCUCCACCUUCCAAAUGAUGAGAGGGAGGAGUGCCAUGGGGGCAGAGCCCAAGAGGGAGGGGGAGGGGCCGAAGAAAGAGAGGGCAGAGUUGAGACAGGAGGGUUUGAGGGUCAGGAAGGAAGGAGCGGAGACUAAGACUGUUCCUCAAAUCAGAGGGAGGGAGAGGGUGGGGCCAGAGGCAAAAGAACCGUUGAGGGAGGGAGAGCGGAAGGUGACAGAGGUGGGGAUGGAUCUCAGGAGAGAGUGUGGUGUGGGAGGGAGGGGAGCGCAAAGGGUGAAGGGGGUUGGGGGGGAUUCGGGGUGCGAGCAGGAUGGAGGAGGGACAGAGAAGGAGAGGGUGAGAGACGGCCAGGCGCCUCCGGUGGACGCCGCCAGGCCAAGGGACAAGCAGGCGGGGUGGUGGUAUCAGCUGAUGCAGAGCUCACAGGUCUACAUCGACAACUCCACCGAGGGGUCAAAGUUUGUCAAGUGGGAGAAGAGGAAGAAGCCCGCGGGCGAGGCUGCAGGGGCGCAUGGGGCGGAUGCCGGGGCCGGGCGCAGACAGAGCCCGCCCCCUCUGCGAGAGGGUGUGGUGGAGGGAGCUGAGUCCAGCCAGGAAGGGGCGGGGCUAAAGGAGGCGAGUGGCAGUGGCAGCAGCAGCAGCAGCAGUGCCAGCAGCAGUGACUCCACCUGCACUGCCAAAGGGAGGCCGUCCUGGAUGGGCAGCCCCCCGGAGUCGGUGCUGAACGAGCUUAAGAAGAGCAGGGAGAAGGACGGGGAGGCGAAGGAGGCCGCACCAGGGGCCCAGGAGGAGGGGCCCUCGCAGGGCCUGCGCUGGAGCAGACUGUUCGGGGCUGGAGUCGGCGGCCCCGUCAGGACAGAGAAGGCAGAGCAACGACUCGCCAAGUCCCAGAAGAGCAGGCUGCCGUCAGGUUGGCUGAGUUUGGACAAAUCAGUGCUGGACCUCGUGGCUCAGACAGUUGGGGCGGGGAAAAGGCCAGACACCCCUCCCCUUCCUCCUCCUCCUCCUCACCAGCCCCCGCCCACAGCACAGCAACCAGAAGCACCGGCUGCCAAGCAACACCCACCACGGGAGGUGCGAGCCCUGUGCCACCAUAUCGCUACAGAGCCGGGUCAGCUGAGCUUCAACAAAGGGGACGUCCUGCGGGUCCUGAGCCGGGCCGAGCCCGACUGGCUGCUGUGCGCUCAGGGAGACAGCACGGGCCUGGUGCCCAUCAUCUAUGUCACACUGACGGAGGAGCCAGAAGAGCCGCGGGGGCCACACUGAAGAGAGGGGGAGUACCAAACACUGACCAACGACUGACUCAUUGGCUAAAGGAAGACGCCAAAAAUCCGGCAGACCAACAUGUAGAUAGGCUGAAAGCGCUAUUCUUACACACACAUGCGCACACACACACAACCACACACACACACACACACUAUGCAGAGGGGAGCCCCAGUAUAGAUUUCAGCUAGGCAGUAGAUCACUUAAAGGUUCCCUCUGUCUGUCUCCUUGUGUGUCUGUCUCUGUGCCCUUAUGCAUGUUGCAGAAAGGAGAUAGGAUGAACUUCAGGGCUUUAGGAGGGACAUGACAAAUUCAUCACCCUUUUACAAAACUUUGUGAGCAAGGAGGGUUUAUUGAAGGAAGGGGGCUAGCUGGUCAUACUGCUCUUUAAAAUUUUUUGGUAUUAGCCAUGGAGGUCAAAACUACUCUAGACCUCUAGAGGACCAGAAAUUGAUGUAAGUCCAGUGCUUAAAUCAUAAAAACCACAAGAAAGAUAUUUCUGUGUUUUGGAGUGAAUGGUUAUCAAAUUUAGUCUUGAUUCAGUCAGUUUAAUUCCUAUAUUCAGUUUCCAGUAUGGUGAUAAAAUCACAUUGCACAGAUCAUGUGCCAUGUAGUGAAUUAUUGUCACUAAUGCCACGUGAGGAUACAUGGUGUUUUUGCCAACAACGAAAUACUAUAUUCAAACUAUCACAUGGUUUAUUUAUCUUAUCUAUAUCAUGUGCAGAUAUCUAAAUUCACACUAAAGGAUGAAACAAAGUUUUGUAUGGGUGGCUUUUCACUCCUAUUUUAAGUGGCCUUCCGGGGCACUGGAGUCAUUUUAAUGUACAGUCUAUGUGUUCUAAACGGCCACAAACCAUUUUAAUAUAGAGAUGCAAAAGCUUGGAUGUUUAUUCCAUAGAAGAACACACUGAGUGAUGUGUGCCUUGAGAGCUGGAGGGUAGAAAUGCACUAGGUGUGAUUCACCUGUACGGUCCAGCACAGAGCAGAUAUGUCACAGGUCACAGACAGGUCACAGCUGACUUGCAGAAGGUCAGAGGGCUCCCUGCUCAUUGGACAGAUGUUUUUUUUUUUUAAUCGGCUUGUGUUUGACACACAGGCUCAUGCUAGAGGACUCCCUUUAACACUCCGUAAUCGCACACACCAUAGAAAAGUACUGGUUCAGUUUGGGGCUGUUCUCCUGCUGCACUGCACCAUGGGAAAUAAACAGCCCAUGUCAUUAUUAAGCUCUUAUACUGAGAGACAGUCUGCAAACUUUUCUCUGAGGCACUUUCACAGAAUGAACAUAUUUGCAACAACAGAACUCUCAGCCUGCCUGUUACACUGGUGACAGGAGCACCACAACCCAACUGCCCUGCUUCUUGGAUGAAAGAGGCCUGUCAAAAAGGGGGUGGGACUUUCUGCAUGCGCCCCUCCCAGCAGACAUUCUUUAACCAAUCUCUGCAGCCCCUUCCCUGGUGGGACUUCUCCAUGCCAGAGGGAGUUUUUAUUAAUCCAAUAGCCUGCAGAGAUUGUGCGAUAAUGUCAGUAAACUGAAAUGAUGUGUAUACUGUGUGAAUUAUCUAUGUGUUGCAUUGAAUUUAUUUAUUUGACUAAGGCAGUUGUUUGCUCCCAAAGGUAGCGCGCGUGCUCUAGCCAUGUAGUGAGAUGCAGGGCUGCGUCGGUGGAUGGCGAAUGACAGCGUGAAUGAAACGAGGUCCUGAAGGAAAUGGUAGACAGAAAGACAGGACUUUCUGCUCACAGCCCAUCCCAUGUAAUCUUCUGAAAGGUCAAGGGUCAAAGGAUCAAAUGUCAGCAUCUGGAGACAGAGGAGCAAGAAAAAGGGACAAGGUGCCAUAUUGACAGGUGCCAUAAUGGUCACCUCUGAGACCACCACCUUUCAAUGGCGGUUGCUUUGGAUCAGAAUUAUCUAUAUUUACUGUUUAUAAGUGUUUAUACUCGCUAGACUUGAAUGUGGCCUUAAAAUAGAGGAAACAAAUGUGUAUCAGAGAGGUGAAGCCAAUAUGGUAGCAGGUCCUUUCUGUACAUGGCUAAACCAAACCACUGGAUUGAGCUACUGGAUUGAGCUUCUGGAUGUUCGCCUUGGUUUCCUUUAGCUCCCCUAAAUCCACCAAUUGUUAAGUGGUGUUGUUUAAAUGUUUGAAUUUUAAGAUUAUCUGAGG
Molecule: messenger RNA, 7378 nt
Organism: Megalops cyprinoides (Indo-Pacific tarpon)
Lineage: Eukaryota; Metazoa; Chordata; Actinopteri; Elopiformes; Megalopidae
Product: iporin-like
Exons: 13
Coding region: 300-5222 (1640 amino acids)
Cellular component (GO): cytoplasmic vesicle
Molecular function (GO): protein binding
Source: RefSeq, a predicted model, not a curated record